AUGGCCGCUACUGCCGCCUCCGCGCCCGCCUCCACUGCCCCCGAUCACGCAGCAACACGGUGCGUGGGCGGCAGCAGGAGUUUAUCACGGUCGCCGUCGUUGGGAACGUGGUACCGUGAUAAGUGUCCAGGGUCGCGGUUUUUAUACUGUUCAAGGUGCUACUGGGGUGCACAGGAGGCAUCAGAACCAGUUGCGCAUCGCUCUGCCGCUCGUUCUUUGUCCACAGAUUUGGUCCGCGGCGGGUUCCAGCCGCGCCUUCCGACUUCGCUGCCGCCCCCAGGGCAGCAGCAGCAGCCGUCGCCGCUACCACGCCGACAGCCCGUCCCGUUGAUGCCUCCCGCGCAGCUUCAUCCGGGAGCGCCCCAGGUGGUCGCUCCGGCGCCUGCGGUCCCUCUUCAGUCGCCACCGCCUUCGGAGCUCAUGGACGUCGACCCCUCAGCCGGGCCGCCUUCCCAAGCGGUGGCUGUGCAGCCUGUCCUGCAGCCGCUUUCCUUGGGCACCCCCAAGGAGUCUGAAACCGCAGCGCCUUGUCCGGCGCCCACUCAGCAGCCGUCGACGCAGCGUCAGGAGACGCUGCCUCUCUUCGUGGGUCCCGACGCCCCGUCGAAUCCAGUACCAGAAGCUGCAAGCGAGUGCGCGCACUGUGGGAUGGGCCCGCCCAGGACAGGGGGGUUCCGGCGGUCUGGUUUGGCGGUCAGGAGCCGCAAGGACGCCCGGUGA
This is a messenger RNA of Schistocerca americana (American grasshopper), 720 nucleotides long. RefSeq names its product vegetative cell wall protein gp1-like. The coding region runs from base 1 to 720 and encodes 239 amino acids. Lineage: Eukaryota; Metazoa; Arthropoda; Insecta; Orthoptera; Acrididae. The transcript is spliced from 3 exons. The record is from RefSeq and is a predicted model, not a curated record.